GCCUCCCCUUUCCUGAAGACGCGGAAGGAGAGCGGCGCGGCCUAGUCCUGUUGCUGAGGGAGGAAACAGAAGCAGGAGGAGGAAGGGGGGUUGUAUUGGGUGUCCCCGUGAGGAGAAGCGGGGCUGGUUUGCGAUGGCUCCUCCGCCGCUCCAGCCCACGGCCUCCUGCGGGGCCUGGGAGAUGCGAGAACGCCUCGGCACCGGGGGCUUCGGCAACGUCAUCCGCUGGCAGCACAAAGAAACGGGGGAGCAGAUUGCAAUCAAACAGUGUCGCCAGGAGCUCAGCCUCCGCAACCGAGAACGGUGGUGUUUGGAAAUCCAGAUCAUGAAACGUCUCAAUCAUCCCAACGUGGUGGCUGCCAGGGAUGUGCCAGAAGGGAUGCAAAGCCUUGCCCUGAAUGACCUGCCCCUCCUGGCCAUGGAAUAUUGCCAGGGCGGAGAUCUCAGGAGACAUCUGAAUCAACUUGAGAACUGUUGUGGUGUGCGCGAAAGAGCCAUCCUCAUCCUGUUGUCAGACAUUGCCUCUGCUCUCCGAUAUCUUCACGAAAACAGGAUUAUCCACAGAGACUUGAAGCCGGAGAACAUUGUCCUGCAGCAAGGCGAAGAGCGGUUAAUACACAAGAUCAUUGAUUUGGGAUACGCCAAAGAACUGGAUCAAGGCAGCCUAUGUACGUCCUUCGUUGGGACCCUGCAGUAUCUGGCCCCAGAGUUGCUUGAGCAACAGAAGUACACUGUGACAGUAGAUUACUGGAGUUUUGGUACAUUGGCCUUUGAAUGUAUCACAGGCUUCCGGCCUUUCCUGCCCAACUGGCAGCCAGUGCAGUGGCAUACAAAGGUCCGGCAGAAGAGUGAGCUGGAUAUUGUCGUCUAUGAAGACUUGAAUGGAGAAGUGAAAUUUUCUAGCAAAUUGCCACGCCCUAAUAAUUUGAACAGCGUUUUGGUCGAUCGGCUGGAGAAAUGGCUGCAGCUUAUGCUCAAAUGGCACCCACGGCAGAGAGGCACCGAUCCCACCUACGGUGCCAAUGGCUGCUUCAAGGCUCUGGAUGAUAUCUUGAACCUAAAACUUGUCCAUAUCUUGAACAUGGUCACUGGCCUUGUGCAUGUGUUCCCUCUGGGCGAGGAGGAAACCCUGCAGAGCAUCAAAGCCAAGGUCGAGGCUCAGACCGGCAUCCCAGAGCAGGACCAAGAGCUGCUGCAAGAAGGCGGGUUGGCCUUGCUUCCCGAGAAGCCGGACAUUCAGUAUACAGCUGACAUCAAGCUAAAUGAUGCCACGGCUGCUGACAUUGGCCUCUUUUUCCUCUUUGACAACCGGAAAGUCACCUACGAGUCUCAGAUUUCCCCGCAGCCCCAUCCAGACAACAUUAACUGCAUCCUUCAAGAUCCAAAGAAAACUCUUGCCUUCUUCCAGCUGCGCAAAGUGUGGGGGCAGGUCUGGCACUCCAUCCGACGCCUGAAUGAGGACUUUAACCAGCUCCAAAAUGGUCAGCGGGCGGCCAUGAGGAACCUCCUGCGGCACAACAGCACCCUUUCGAAGAUGAAGAACAACAUGGCCUCCCUUUCCCAGCAGCUGAAGGCAAAGCUGGACUUCUUCAAAGCCAGCAUCCAGAUUGACUUGGAGAAGUACAACGAGCAAAUCCAGUUUGGAAUCACCUCUGAGAAGCUUUUGCUCGCAUGGAAGGAAAUGGAGCAGGCCAUCGAGCUGCGCGGAAGGGAGGAGGACGUUGAUCAGUUGGUGAAGAAAACCAUGGCCCUCCAGACAGACAUUGUGGACCUGCAGAGAAUCCCUCAGGGCCGAAAACAAGGCAGCUCCCUGGAUGACCUAGAGGAACAAGCAAGGGACUUGUACCGGAAACUGAGGGAAAAACCACGAGAUCAGAGGACCAGCGGAGACUGCCAAGAGGUUGUGCGGCUGCUCCUGCAAGCAAUCCAAACCUUUGAGAAGAAAGUCCGCCUCCUUUAUGUUCAGCUCAGUAACACAGUUGUCUGUAAGCAAAAGGCACUGGAAUUGUUUCCUAAAGUAGAUGAAGUGAUGAGUCUGAUGAAGGAAGAUGAGAAAACAGUGGUCGGACUUCAGGAGAAACGACAGAAGGAGCUCUGGAACCUGCUGAAAAUUGCCUGUAACAAAGUCCGAGGUCCUGUCAGCGGGAGUCCGGACAGCAUGAACCCUUGCCACUUCAGCAGUCCUAGCCAGUUGCCGCUGCAGGUCACGGCACCCCAGAGCAAUGCAUUGGACACUGGGAUCAAAAGUGAGGAGCUGCUGACAGAAUCCCAAACUCUCUGCAGUCAGCUGGAGAAUGUGAUGCUGGACACCAUGAAGGAUCAAGAACACAGUUUUAUGGCUCUGGAUUGGAGUUGGCUGAAACUCCGAGCAGAAGAAAAAGAGAACCUAGAACAAACCCAGAUGUGAAAAAGUCCAUUCAGUAACCGAACAGCUAACUUUUCUCUUUGCUGGUGCCUUCACAGGAAUAUAGCUGAUGCUCUCAGUGAUAAAGCAAUUACUCACUGUUGCUCACACAAAACAAUGUUCAUUUUACUCAAAUAAACCUUUUUUCACCCACUA
Molecule: messenger RNA, 2560 nt
Organism: Anolis sagrei ordinatus
Lineage: Eukaryota; Metazoa; Chordata; Lepidosauria; Squamata; Anolidae
Gene: IKBKB
Product: inhibitor of nuclear factor kappa B kinase subunit beta
Biological process (GO): positive regulation of transcription by RNA polymerase II; tumor necrosis factor-mediated signaling pathway; peptidyl-serine phosphorylation
Cellular component (GO): cytoplasm; IkappaB kinase complex
Molecular function (GO): IkappaB kinase activity; ATP binding
Source: RefSeq, a predicted model, not a curated record